Colletotrichum phormii is the source of this 1677-nucleotide messenger RNA. RefSeq lists its product as uncharacterized. The record is from RefSeq and is a predicted model, not a curated record. Lineage: Eukaryota; Fungi; Ascomycota; Sordariomycetes; Glomerellales; Glomerellaceae. The transcript has a single exon. Bases 1 to 1677 code for a protein of 558 amino acids.
AUGUUUCUCCAUUCUGGCGCAAGCCUGCAUGGGCACGAAUACUCCAACAAGACCGCUGCCAGCGGCAAUCAGCCUGCGCGCAGGCAUAUUCUCCUACGCUCAUCAUUAGGCGCAUCGCCGCUUCAGCGAUCGUCAUUCUCGACCGACGAGACCGAGACGCCGACCCAGCGUGUCAGCCGACGCCUUUCAUUACAAGAGCCCGCCGCCGCCGCCGCUCGCCCCGUACGCAGAAUCCGACCGGUUUCCGACUUCGUCCAAAGAAAGGACCUCGUCGUACGCUUCGAGGAAGAACCUACCGUUGUAGGCGAGGAAGUACACGGCCUCGAUGGCGUGAGCGAAGAUGAAGGCAGCCUGGUAUCGGAGAUCAGCGAUACCAGCACUGUCAUAAGAUCCAAAAGAUCAAGGCGAGCUGCAAGGCAAUGUACCAAUUACAUGCUGGCCUACCCUCCUCCAAAGCUUCGCACGAAGCAGAGACGCUUCGUCUCCAUCCGGCCGCGACUUCUCCUCCAGCUGCAGCAACUGUCGAACGAUAAGCGGCCCAUGCCCGCCAUCGACGUCGUCCCCUCGAGCAUGAUCGCUGGGACAGUCAUCCUUCCCCGCCUCGCACGACGUUUCCCCAAGAUGUUCAGAGUCAAGGGACAACUGGGCAUGAACGGUCUCAUCUUGGCCAAGAGUGAGGACUAUGACAAUAACGCCGACGGCUCUGACUCCGACGACAAGGAUCUCGAUAAGCGCGACUUGGUGGCCGUCAUCUCGCCAGUUUCGUCGCGGAAAGAGGGCGAGCGAAGGGAUUCUUGUGAACAGACCGAGAUUGUUUUGGCGGAUGGUUCAGUGUGGACGGCUACCCAAACCAGCAAUGGGUCGUACGACUUCGUCCACGUCGAUGAAGCCGGCCAAACGACAAUUGCAAGAUGGGCCAGACGUAGUGCCCGGCCUCUGUCCACGGCGACCUGCACCGCAGCAUCGACCCCCGCUCCCUCGGAUUACAAGUUCACCUUCAGCAUCCUCGAUCCUCAGCUUCGUCGACACCCCGUCAUGGCAACUUUGACACCGGCUAACCUCGAAAUCUUGGAUAAUUACACUACCGUAUCGCAAUCAUCAGGGCGCUAUCCUCCUACGCGCCCUUUCAGCAUGGAUCUGAGCGGCGACAAGGAAAUUCCAUCGCCCCCAACGACAUCCCUCGGAGUGACACAACGAGCGACCCACCCAGUCGAUGAAGCGACUCGAAUUCUCAUCACUGUGACGUCCGUCUGGGUAUCACUCCGCCAUGGCCAAGGCUGGGCAUCUUCGGCAGCGUCUCCGAUUCCGGGAACGUCCCGACCCGCGCAGUCUCGUACUGUUAGCGGCAGCAGCUGCCAGAGUCGGUCAUCAACGUUUCCGGUGUCAACGAGAGAGAUGAACCGGAUUUCCUCCCCACCUUUAGUACAACAACAAACUGUAACUCAGCCCACAUCAGUCGUCGCACCCAAGAGGACAUUUUCAUCUGGAGCCGCCUUCAUGCAGCGCCGUCAAACAAAGCUUGGGGGCGAGUCGGUGACCACCGACAACGCGGCCGAGUCUGAUGAUUUGGGCGCGCUCGAAAAGGUGCCCGAGCCCGCGCCUAUGAAGAGGAGUUUCUCCAAAAGAAUACGGGACUGGGGCCAUCGCUUCACUUCAAGGAAGACAGCAACUGCAUAA